This is a messenger RNA of Papilio machaon (common yellow swallowtail), 3109 nucleotides long. RefSeq names its product zinc finger protein 616. Gene Ontology annotation, cellular component: nucleus. Gene Ontology annotation, biological process: regulation of transcription by RNA polymerase II. Gene Ontology annotation, molecular function: RNA polymerase II transcription regulatory region sequence-specific DNA binding; zinc ion binding; DNA-binding transcription factor activity, RNA polymerase II-specific. The coding region runs from base 185 to 2749 and encodes 854 amino acids. Lineage: Eukaryota; Metazoa; Arthropoda; Insecta; Lepidoptera; Papilionidae. The record is from RefSeq and is a predicted model, not a curated record. The transcript is spliced from 3 exons.
AGCGCUGGUAGCAAAGUUUGACGUAGUGUCAUUUUUGUUAAAUUUUCCCUUAAUUUCUUCACAAUUUAGAGAUUAUUUGAGGGUUUUUUGAUUAAAAUAACUAAUAAAUGUGGUAUAUUAUAUUUAUAUAAACAUCAAAUAUCAGUGACGGUUCAGUUUAUGAUCUAAAUUGAAAGCAUAAAAAAUGGAGCCAAAACUAACAAACACCGCGAGCCUAAAAACAUAUUCUCGCUCGAAAUGCUGGAAAGUUUCGAAUCCUAAGGAUACUAAAAGUGAACCUUUAACGACGAAAGAAGCUGUGAAGUAUUUAUUGCAAGGAUCAUUGAAGAGAAGGGUCUGUCGGUUUUGUCUAACUGCAACGACCUCUUUAUCAGAAUUGGAUGAGAUUUUAGAGGUGGCCAGUUCCGGGGCAAUAUUUCAAGUGACCAUACGGGACAUGGUAGCCAGUUUCUACCCAUUUCAGGUAUCUGAUGACGCUAAUUUCCCAAAUAAAAUCUGCGGCAAAUGUCUAGAUAAGACAAUCAAUUGUUACUUAUUCACACAGCAAUGUGAAAGAGCCGAACGGGCAGUACGUAAUUGUUUUAUUGAUAUCAGUGAGAAAUUCGAUAAACUAGACCCCCUUGAACGGGUGAAGAGGAGGGGACGACAAAAAUUAAAUCCCAACCACAAUAUAAUUCAUGUAGAACAUAAAAAUGUUAUUGAUUACGCAGAUCCAAUAAUAAAUAUUGUAAAUGCUGGCUCAUCACUCGUUACCAAUAACAAUGAUGUUCAAAUGAACGAACUAGAGUGUCCAAGAUGUUGGCAAGUGUUUACUAAUGUAGAAUCUCUCGUUAACCAUGAGAAAAUUCACCCUAAAUCAAUGUGGUACAAUUGUAAACUCUGCGGAAAUUCUUUUGUAAAGCAUUCACAUUACAAAAAGCAUAUGAAACAGUUUCACUUUAAAGAAAACACCAAAAUAAAUACGGAGAAGCAACAAUUUCAAUGCAACGAAUGUGGUUUUAUUUGUGAAGAGUUGGAGAAUUAUUUACAACAUAUUGAAAAGCACAAGUUUAAGAAUGUAUUAGAAUGUUUAGUUGAAAAGAAAACGGAUAGUUUGUGCGGAGUUUGUUUAGACAAAGGAGAUACUAUGACGAGAUUGAACGAAACUUUAUGUUUACAUGGUGGAUAUCCAGAAUUAUCCGGAGAGAUGACUGUGGCUACAAUUUUAACUGCAACUAUACCAGAGAUGAAUACAGUACAUAACUACACUGGGACAAAAAUAUGCGAAAAAUGCUUUAAUCAUGCAUUAUCAUCGUAUAUCUUUAUAAGUAAGGUUAAAUAUAUUAGACAUAGAUUAAAUACAUGUAUUAGUCUUAUGUUAGAUAACUUAAAUAGAAUAGAAGAACCUGAAAACAACGUAAUGGUAGAAAUAUCUAUGGAAACAAUCCUUCCUAUAACAGAAAAGAAGUCUUUAGAAGAAGAAUACAUAGAUGAUGAUGAAUCGCAGAUGAAAAUCGAAGUAUUGGAAGAUGAAUUUAGAAUAGAAUCAGAAAGUUCUGAAGAAAGUUCAAAAUCUGAAAAUACUGAUGAUGAAGAAAUUGGAACAGUGAUAUUUGAUGAUUUGAAGAAAAUGCUUUAUCCAGUCAAUAAGGAAAGGAAUAAUAAAAAAGAAGAAAUUAUAAAUGACGAAACUAAUAAAUUAGUUAAUGGAUAUCAGGAUUAUGAAGCCCUUUCACCAAUAGGUAGUGAUGUUGAAAAAUUAAUAGCUAGUGAUGUUGAAAAAUCAACAUUAAGUGACUCAGAAGAAUCAACAGAAAGUGAAAUAGAAAAAUCUCCAAAAGCAAAUGAUGUUGAAAAAUCUCCAAUUGAUAUAGAAAAGUUAAUAAGUGACGAUGUUAAUUUUGCAAUGCAAUCUCCACCAGUAAAUGACAUUUGCAGUGAAUUCCUAACAUUUAAAAAGAAGCCAAAACCGAAAAGAAAGUUGCGAAGACCGAAUUUUACUUGUCCUUUCUGUAGUAAACAUUUCAUCUCGGAUUAUUUCCUCAAGAAUCAUGUGUUGAAACAUAUUAAUACAAAAAUUAAUUGCAAAGUUUGCUAUGAACCAGUUAAAUCUAAAUUCCAUCUAUUUGAACACAUGAAAAUGUUUCAUUUAGCUCACCAAAAAGAUUGUAACGUUUGUGAUACAUGCGGACGAAGUUUCACGGAUAUGAAAAAGUUUUCAUUACAUAAAAGGACACAUAAAACCAAAGUAUGUCCAUUAUGUGACAAGUUGUUUAAAUCUCAGAAUACAUUCGAUAUUCAUUUCCAAAGACAUGCAGGCAAAUUCAAUGGACGCAAAAUUUCUAGGUCGCAAACUUGCAGUUUUUGCGAAAAAGAAUUCUCAAAUGAAAAUGAACUUUCACUACAUGUGAAUAAGAUACAUUUACAAAUUAAACCUUACAGUUGUGAUAUGUGUGAGAAACAAUUUUAUACAGAGCACAAUUUGAGUUGUCACAAGAAAAUUCAUGGUUUCAGAUCUAAAGAGACUUGUGAAUUUUGUAGUAAAAUCUUCAAGUGUAGAAGAGAUUUGGUCGCUCAUGUUAGGAAACAUAUUGGCAUUAAACCUCAUCAUUGUCAAAUAUGUAGAGAAACUUUUUAUUCGGAAACGAGUCAACAAAAUCAUAUGAAGAAAAUGCACGGUGGUAGAUAUUGUUGUCGACUCUGCAAAUCAGUGUUUAAUAGGAAAGUGGACGUUAAAGCCCAUGUCAAUGUGGCUCAUAAUGCUAUGUAGCAGUGUGUGGUACUGAAAUGAUAUUUGGUGCUAUAACUGUGGAUGAAGUGAAAAUGUUUUAUGACUAUUGUGAAGUGAGCAGUGCUAAGUGUUAGAAACCAAGAUUGAGAAGUGGUGGCCAGUUUAUUGGACCUAAGAUCUCAGCCAGGUUUGUAUGAAAAUGAGGAUCGUGCUGUUGGUGAUGUUAUUUUUAGGGGAAUGGAUGAAAAAGGGACACUACUUUUGUUGGACUGUUUGCAGCUCAAUCCAAAGCAUAAUAAAUACAUAUAAUUUAUUUGUUAUUGUUAUAUAAACAUAAACUUAUAAUUAUAACCUUAAGAUACCUAUUUCCAAGCACAAAAUGAGGCGAAAAAAUUUCUC